AUGAAAAGCUCUGCCCAAAUAGAGACAAAGUAGGUCAUUCUGAUUCCCAUCCUUGGAAAAGUCAACUAGGACAUCACGAGUGACUAAGACAGGACGAACACAGACUGAAUGCACACAGACAGGCAGUGCAGUCAGGGCUGUGAAGGGCUGUUAGAAGCUCAAGACAUGAAUAAGCUGAAACUGGGAGGAAGCAGAAACGUUGCACAGGCUACAGCUACAAGAUAGGGAAAAUCACGAGGUGAGAAAGCAUGUUGGCUAAAAGUGAGAGGACACAGAGCAGCAGAAACCCCAGAACCAGCCAAGUUACAAGAAUGGCAAAGCGUGUGAAGGUACACCAGGUCUGAACGCAGCACAGUCCCCACGGGGCCCAGUCACCCAAAUCCCUAUUGGGCUCCCAUGUGAUCCUGUCUCCCUCGCUCCCUCAGAUGGCCUUACUGUAACCUCCUUUUCCUGGGCUCAGUGGAGGGAGUGACUCUUUGUGUUGCCAGGAGUGCCAAACCAACCCCAGGCUCAUGAGAGCUAUCUCCCCAGCCUCCUGCAGAGGCAGGACAGGUGCGUGAGGAUCUUUCCUUGGGACAGGGGAAAUGAGAGUCCUAGACUGUAUUUUGCUUUGGAAUAUAUUGCUUUGCUUAAUGAAAUAAUGCAGCUUUGUGGUGGUCAGCUCCUAGGGAAAGGGCAGGGGUGGAGAAGGACAGAGAGCACAAAUGGAGAGACAAAUGGACAAUAAUUUUUAGUCGAGACUGUGCUUAUGCUGAUCCUUCCCUCUUGCCCAAAUCCCAGCCACCCUUCAUGUUACCUCUUCCACAGAACCUUCCCCAGUGGCUCCGACCACAGCAACACCAACACUCUUGACAAUGAUUUGCUUUAUGGGCCCUAUUUAUAUUGCCCCAUAUCCACACUUUUUACCCUGUGUCUUUGCAAUUCUUCCCACUAAAGGGAUGGAGUACAUUUCCCCAUACUUUGGCUUUGAGUUUGGCCAUGGGACCAUCUUAUGCUAUCUUAUGUCAUCUCUGUAAGAACCCAUCUCUAAAUAAAAGUCACAUUCUAAGAUAUAAAUUUGGGGGGCACAUAAUUCAGCCCAUAACAGGGUUUUUGGAGCUAAUUAUGACUCAUCUCAAGCCAGGCUGCAUUUAAAAGAGGAAUCCAAGAGAGUAGAUUUCAAGUGGUGGAAUUCUAGUUUUCAAAGCAGUCCCUGGUGGGGAGGGGGUGGGUGCAAAGGCCCAUCCUGUAGUUCUGAAUAAUGGCACCUCAGAGGUGUCACACCCUCUGCCAGAGGGGCCCUAGCAACUGGUAGAAUGUGGGUUAUUAUGAGGACAGGGGAUUGUGAUGGUGGCUGGGCUGUGGAAUCUGAUGAGGCCAAAUGUUACUGCCUCAGAAGAUGUCCUUUGGCCCCAACUGGCAGCACUGUGGUUUUUUGGAUGGCGUCAGAGGACAGGGAGAUGAUGGAAGGUCGGGGGGCAGGAGAAAGCUGCCCAAACUUCCCCAAGAUGGUGCCUGAUGACCCCAUGUCGGAAGGGAAGGCAAGGGUCUCUUUGCCUCAGGAGGCAGAGUCCCCGAAGCCCGACUCCUCCUACGACUACCUGGAGGAGCUAGAAACUUGUGAGGACGGAGGCUGCCCAGGGCCGCCUAAGUCACUGUCCUCCAAGACUGGCCCCGCCACCACCAAGGGACAGGCGGGCGAUGGACCUGAACUCGCGGAGCUGCUCCCUGCCCAAGGCUCGGCGGCGGCUCCAGGGACCCCAGGGCCCGAGAGCAACGCUGAAAUGGAGCUGGAGAAGAUGCGCAUGGAGUUCGAGCUCACGCGGCUCAAGUACGUGCACGAGGAGAACGAGCGCCAGCGGCAGCACGAGGAGGUGAUGGAGCAGCUGCAGCAGCAGGGGGCACCCCGCCUGUUCUCGGGAGGCUUCCAGGACCUCCUGCUCCCCAAGAACCAGUUCGCAAUGUUCCUGUACUGCUUCAUCUUCAUACACAUCAUCUACGUCACCAAGGAGAUGGUCUUCUUCCUCUUCUCCAAGCACUACCUGUUCUGCAUCGCGGCCAUUUUGCUCUGUUUGAUUAAAACUUUAUGGUCAUACUUCCAAGUGCCUCUGCUCUCUCUGUCACUGGGACCCUCCUCCCCCUACAUGUGCCUCCUUCCCAUCAGGGCUUGCUGUUAGGAAAGUUUUGAUGUCAACCACUUACACCUUAGUGUGAAGAAACAUGUUCAAGCCUUGAACUGAGCCUGAGUUCUUUCUAUGGAUCAAGAUGCUUUACUCCCCGAGAGGAGGGCUUUAGAUGGUAGCAAGUUAGGGAGGUAUCUGUGGGGAGAAGGGGUUUAGAAAGCGCUUCCAGAAUCAUGGAAGUCACACCAUGACUGGGCUGGCUUGGGAUCCACCACAUCUACUCACUUGCAUAGAUCUUUCUGAGAUGUAGGGAGCUGUGGCAGGCUUGGGGGAAGGCCCCCCACAGAUGUCCACGUCCCAGUCCCCAGAGUCUGUAAAUAUGUUAUCUUCCAUGGUGAAACAGACUUUGAGGUGUGAUUAAACUAAGGGCCUUGACAUGAAGAGAUAAUCCUGGUUUAUCCAGAUGAGCAUGGUGUAAUCGCAAGGGUCUUCUAAGAUGGAGGCAGGAGGGUGAGAGGCAGGGGAGGAGAUAUGCGGCCGUGGAAGCAGAGGGUGGAGGGGUCCAGGGCCAUGAGCCAAGGGAGGCAGGCAGCCUGUAGAAGCUAGGAAAGCCAAGAAAGGGGGUUCUUCCCCAGAGCCACCAGGAAGAAUGCAGCCCUGCCAAACCCAUUUUAAACUUCUGACCUCCAGAACUGUAAAAGAAUAAAUUUGAGUUGCUUUAAGC
This is a messenger RNA of Vicugna pacos (alpaca), 2826 nucleotides long. NCBI's taxonomy places the organism in Eukaryota, Metazoa, Chordata, Mammalia, Artiodactyla, Camelidae. The record is from RefSeq and is a predicted model, not a curated record.